CUGUGGAGAGUAGGAGAAGUGUUACAUAGUAGACUUUCCUAUAGUCUGCACUGCUGUUUCAAUGGAUAUAUGCAUCUGCCAGGGGGCUCUUUACUACAAAAGUGUGAUGUUCUAAUAUCUUAGUGUCAAUUAGUGUGCUUUUUGUGUGUAAUCAUGGCAGUUGUCAUGUCACAUAGACCUAUAAAGAUGACUUCCAAAGAUCUGGCCGUACAGGAGAGCCACAGACAGCAAGUGGACAGAAUUCUCCAUGAGUUGUCUCGUGGCACCUUGCUCCAUAAAGUCAAGAGUGGUGGCAUGUUGUACCCACGUACCUUCUACCUAGACACAAAGGAUAUGGUCCUACGUUACACCGGCUCCGAAAAACGCUUCCGCAAAAAAAGACUUACAUGGCAAAUUUCCAAGAUCCGAGAAGUUCGGGACGGAGAAAAGGAUUACUCCAAGAGAUUAGAUCCUUUUGAUAGAGGGCGUUGCUUUGCAGUCAUUUUCGGAGCCAAUCAUGAAGUUCUGUACCUGUAUAGUAACUCCAUCUAUGAGCGAGACAUGUGGGUCAAGGGCAUCCAGUUUGCGAUUCACAUGGAACAGUACAUGGACCAGAAGCAACAGGCUGAUAGAUGGAUCAAAGACGCUUUCAACAUGGCUGACAAAAACAAUGAUGGCAGUCUGGAUUUUGAUGAGGUGAUGAAGCUUCUGAAGCAGUUGAAUGCUGACAUGGAUAAGAAAUAUGUGAAAGCUCUUUUUGAUAAAGCUGAUACAGAGAAGUCUGUUAAAGGCAAGUCUCGCUUGGACAAAUCAGAGUUUGUACAGUUCUAUCAUCUCCUCACAGAGAGGGCAGAGAUUGAAGAGAUAUUCCUCAGGUACGAUGGUGGUAAAGGCUACAUGGACUGCCAGGACCUGCAGAACUUCCUCAAAAAUGACCAAAAGGUGACCAUGCAUGAGGAAGAUGUCAACGAGAUAAUUGCCGCAUAUGAACCACAAAAACAGUUACAGUUAGAUGACCGCAUGGGCCUUAUAGGUUUCAGAACAUUCCUUACAAGUCGAGACCAACAAAUGUUUAACCCAUCCUGUCGUCGUGUUUAUCAAGACAUGACACAACCCAUCACAAAUUAUUACAUCUCAUCAUCUCAUAACACAUACUUGGUGGAAGAUCAGCUCAAGGGCCCUAGUCGUGUGGAAGCUUAUAUCACUGCCCUCUCCCGUGGCUGUCGUUGUGUGGAACUUGACUGCUGGGAUGGCCCAGAUGAUGAGCCUGUGAUAUACCAUGGUUACACACUCACCUCAAAAAUCCUAUUCCGAGACGUUAUUGGUGCCAUCAAAGACUAUGCUUUCCACUCCUCACCAAGGGAUCAAGGUGACAGAAGCUAUCCCACAAUUCUGAAAGCUCUUCAUCAUGUCGCCUUUGUCCAGAUGCAUAAUAUUACUGUGUCUUUACUAAAUUGUUUUUUAUUAGAUUUGGUAUAUGCACCCACAGAACUGCCAGACAAGAUCCCAUCUCCUGCUGACUUGAUGGGGAAAAUUGUCCUGAAGGGUAAGAAGUUGCCAUGGAGUCAGAGCUCAGAUGAAGCAGAAGUGAGUGAUGAAGAGGAUGAGGCUGCUGAGAGUCAGGAAGAGGUCAAAAGCAAAAGCAAAAACAAACACAAGCUCUCCAAACAGUUCUCUGAUGCCGUGGGCAUGAAGGCCAUCAGCUUCAAGUCAAUAGACGAGGCCAUCUCAUCAAAUGGUAUAUUCGUGUCACUGGGGGAGAGCAAAGUGCUGAAAAUGAUCAAUAAUGAAAUAAAAGCUGUCAACCGACUUUCCCAUCAUAUGUUGGUACGAACCUACCCCUCUGGCUCCCGAACCGACUCCAGUAACUAUAAUCCUGUCCCCAUGUGGACAGCUGGCUGUCAAGUGGUUGCACUCAACUUCCAGACGACUGGUGGAGAACCCAUGCAGCUAUUACACGGAAAGUUCCUUGACAAUGGAGGUUCAGGAUACGUACUUAAACCAGAUUUCCAGCUAUCAGAAGAGAAGUUUGCUUCCCAGGUAGCAAAACCUACCAGGAAGAAGAAGCUGAAAAUGAAGAUAAUAAGUGGCUAUCAGAUUCCUAAGCCAAAAGAUUCAAAGAAAGGAGAGGUCAUUGAUCCGUUCAUCAAGAUCGAAGUACACGGAGCUAAGUCUGACAACCAGCAAGUGAAGACAAGUGUUAUACAGAAUAAUGGAUUCAACCCACAGUGGAAUGAAACAGUGAGCUUCACAUUGAACUUUCCUGAACUGGUGUUGUUACGAUUUGUUGUAUAUGACAGUGACAGAUAUGUGGACGACUUCAUCGGCUAUUAUGUCAUUUCACUCUCAUGUUUACAACAAGGGUAUCGCCAUUUCCCACUGUUCAACAAGGCUGGAGACCAGUUGCCGCAGGCAUUGAUUUUUGUCCACACCGAGAUCCUGGAUGCUUGAAGGUUUAUCUGAUAACUACCUGCUGGUCGUUGGUUCUUCAGCUGAUUUUUGGUGACUUGUCUGAUUUUCAGGAUAUACUGAAGUGUACAAAUGUGUGUCAAAAUAUUUCAAAUCACCCGACAUUCAUUUACCAAAUUUUUAAGCAACGUAACUUUGAGAUGGAGAACAAGUGCCACCAGCAUUAGUGACACACAUACAGAUGCAGGGCUGUGAUUGAAUCUACAAUCCUGUUCACAUUUUAUCUAUAGAGUUGUCAAAUGUAUAUUUUUUUACUUGGUAUGCUGGUCCAGUUAAAGUCUAUGUUAUAUGGCUUUAUUGUUACCUGACCUAAUAUUCUGGAAUGGCAUCUGUAACUGUGUACCUAGUGUAUAUCUGUUGGCUC
This is a messenger RNA of Ylistrum balloti, 2812 nucleotides long. RefSeq names its product 1-phosphatidylinositol 4,5-bisphosphate phosphodiesterase eta-2-like. NCBI's taxonomy places the organism in Eukaryota, Metazoa, Mollusca, Bivalvia, Pectinida, Pectinidae. The record is from RefSeq and is a predicted model, not a curated record. Bases 154 to 2430 code for a protein of 758 amino acids. Gene Ontology annotation, molecular function: calcium ion binding; phosphatidylinositol-4,5-bisphosphate phospholipase C activity. Gene Ontology annotation, biological process: phosphatidylinositol-mediated signaling; lipid metabolic process. The transcript is spliced from 21 exons.